Messenger RNA from Endocarpon pusillum Z07020, 1347 nucleotides. RefSeq names its product 2-methylcitrate synthase. Gene Ontology annotation, biological process: carbohydrate metabolic process; tricarboxylic acid cycle. Gene Ontology annotation, cellular component: mitochondrial matrix. Lineage: Eukaryota; Fungi; Ascomycota; Eurotiomycetes; Verrucariales; Verrucariaceae. The record is from RefSeq and is a predicted model, not a curated record. Bases 1 to 1347 code for a protein of 448 amino acids. Gene Ontology annotation, molecular function: 2-methylcitrate synthase activity. The transcript has 2 exons.
AUGGCUCUACAAGCGCCACGACUGGUGCUACGAGCUGUCAGAACAGUUUCAAGAUGUACAGUUGUCCGUCAAUCGAUUCGAAGCAUUUCGUCUGCUUCCGAAGCCGAUCUCAAGACAACCCUUCGAGAAGUGAUCCCAGAGAAGCGAGAACUGCUGAAGCAGGUGAAAGGACAUGCGGACAAGAAAAUAGGAGAUGUGUUGGUCGGCCAGGUCAUUGGCGGAAUGCGCACAUUGAAGUCAAUGGUAUGGGAAGGGUCAGUCCUGGAUGCGGAUGAAGGAAUCAGAUUCCACGGAAGAACCAUCGCAGACUGCCAGAAAGAAUUACCAAAGGGCACUUCAGGGACAGAAAUGCUGCCUGAGGCAAUGUUCUGGCUUCUACUUACGGGGAAAGUCCCCUCAACAAACCAAGUCCGUGGUUUAUCCCGUGAGCUGGCCGAGAAGAGCAAACUACCUGCCUCUGUAAGCGGGAUGCUCAAAGCCUUCGACAAAUCAGUCCACCCGAUGACACAAUUAGCCUGCGCCGUCGCAGCCCUGAACGCAGAAUCUGUCUUUGCAAAAGCCUACGCCGAAGGUAUAAACAAAACCCAAUACUGGGAACCCACCUUUGACGAUUCCAUCUCCCUCCUGGCCAAACUCCCCCGCGUUGCCGCAACAAUCUUCAAUAAGUCCGCCGCCGCCGCCGAUCUUGAUCUAGACCAAGACUGGAGCUACAACUUCGCCUCCCUCCUCGGCAAAGGCGGCCCCGAAAACGAGGGCUUCCAAGAUCUACUCCGCCUCUAUCUAGCCCUACACGGCGACCACGAAGGUGGCAACGUCUCCGCACAUGCAACCCACCUCGUCGGCUCCGCCCUCUCCGACCCUUUCCUCUCAUAUUCAUUCGGCCGGCCUCCUCGGUCUGGCCGGCCCCCUCCACGGCCUCGCAGCUCAAGAAACGUGAAGGACUACCUCUGGUCGACCCUCCGGGCGGGCCAAGUCGUUCCCGGCUACGGUCAUGGCGUGCUCCGAAAACCAGACCCACGUUUCAAAGCUCUAAUUGACUUUGCCGAUGCACGAGAGGACAUCGCCAACAACCCUGUGUACCGGCUUGUAAAGAAGAACUCAGAGAUAGCGCCAGGCGUGUUGACCGAGCAUGGCAAGACGAAGAACCCGCAUCCGAAUGUGGAUUCGGCUUCGGGUGUGCUGUUUCAUCAUUAUGGAUUCAGAGAUCCAUUGUACUAUACCGUCACAUUUGGCGUAAGUCGAGGGCUAGGGCCGCUGGCACAGCUGAUCUGGGACCGGGCAUUGGGUCUACCGAUCGAGAGGCCGAAAAGUAUCAAUUUGGCGGGGCUGAUGGCGAUGGUGAGAUGA